Vitrella brassicaformis is the source of this 2602-nucleotide messenger RNA. The record is from the annotation of a GenBank genome assembly. Lineage: Eukaryota; Vitrellaceae.
GGUGUAUCAUCGCUCAGCGACGAGAGCAGACAAAGGACGGCUGUCUUGCUGCUCAUCGCCUGCAUCCCCGUGGCCUGCAACGCGAAAGAUCAGCCGGCUGUGCGGCGCAAUGAUCUGCGUGCACCAAGCCCGGGGACGACAGGAGCAGCGAUGGCAUCGGCUCCUUGGUCAGCAAAAUGCAUGAGCAAACACACAUAGCAAGUCAUCGGCUGUUGUCUUGUGAUUUGAUUCAUGUGUGCAGGUGGGCCACUGUCAUCUCCAACGUGACGCGCAAGACCCAGGCGCUUCUUUCCAAUGAGCUCGUUCAGACCAGCACCGCUCAGGAGCCUUUGGCGGAUCUCUUCAACGCGCUCGCAACCCUGCUGACAUCGACAGAGUUCGCAGUCGUCAGUCCGCAUCCCCGCGGCCCUCACCCUCUUCGCACGUCCAUCCAGCGGGCCAAGCGGGCCCUCACAGUGCUGUCUGAAGUCGCGCUAUUCGCUCUCCGUGCUCGCGCCGUCGAGCGAUUCACCGACGCCAAGACUGCCUCCAAGGUCCGCGCUGCAUUGUUGGCAGAUCUGUUCACCCGUCUGGGCGGCCUGUGGCCGAAGGUGGCUCAGGGUCUGAGUCAGCGUCCUGACGUCAUUGAGUCGCCAGACUUAUUGGCGGAGCUGUCACGUGCGCAGGAGAGGUGCAGGGCCAGGGAUGUGCGGCAGGUGCGGAGGAUCGUCAGCAGGGAGGCCCCGCUCCUCGACGCACACUACGACAUCGAGGCGCCCGAACUCGCAGCCGGUCAGGAGGGCAGAAAGAAUGGGAGAAGGCGAGUCUGCAAACGGACAAAGACUGUAUUUAUCUUCCUCAGGGUCCAUCGCCCAGGUCCACCGAGCCACCAGGCGGCCGGAUGCUCCUUCCUCCCUCCCUCCCACCCUUGCUGUCAAGAUCAGCUUCCCCCACACACGGGCUCAGAUGCACUCGGACUUCGACCUGCUGGCCCACCUGGCCGACAAGGGCGUUCUCCCAGAGCUUAAGGACGCAUGGCCGUGUGUCAAGGAGCUCAAGCGGUCCCUUUUGGCGGAGUUCGAUUUGGAGAGGGAGGCGGCCCUCACAUCCAUCGCCCGGCCGCUGGUGGAGGCUGCGUCGAGGAGACAACGUCAUCAGCUGGAGGGCAUCAAGGGCAUGGCGAGGGCGUCGGCCGCUGGCAUCUCCACGGCUGAUCUGGCCUUUGAUGAGUCCGUCGACGUGUCCUUCAGCGUGCCUGAGGUCUUUUCCCACCUUUCGUCUCCAUCCGUCAUGGCUAUGGAGUUCGUCAACGGCACAUCACUUGAGAGCUUUCUGGAGGCCAACAACUUAAGCCUGUCUGCUCAGAAACGGCUGUUGCAAGGGGCGAGUGCCGUGUGGGGGUCACUCAUGCUGGAGGAUGGCCUCUUCCAAGGUGCGAAUGUGAUAGGGAAUGCGUGGAUCCAUGUCAAUGGCUUCUGUGGUGGUCAGGCGAUCCACAUCCGGGGAACAUGCGCGUGCAGGGCGGUCCUGGCCAUUCGUUGGUGGUCCAUCUGCUAGAUUGGGGGGCCACGGAGAUCCUGCCGACAUCCGUCAGACAUCAGCUGUGCCGGCUCUAUGGCGCACUCGCAAAGUAAUCGAAGACCAAUGACGCACACAGUCCCCCAGACCUCACGCAUACAUGUGUCUCUGCACUAUGUCAGGUUCUCCGCUGGCUUACGUCUCGCUGGUGUUCGUUUUCGUGAUCUUCUCGACACCGUCAUGCGGACCGGCAUCAUCGCUUCUAAGCCCCCGUCGCCUCUCACACCGCCGUCUACCGCCCCUCUGCCCCCAUCGCCCUCACCCCAGCUGUGCAGCAACGUGUCCCCCAGAAGAACGUCGGCCAGCUCGUGGAAGCCAUUCACAGCGAAGCCAAGGGACAUGGACGCCACCUGCGAGGACGGCGGCGAGAGGAUGGUGGCCAAGAGGGGGCUGCGUGGCCGGAGGGGUGCGAUGGAAGGCCUAGUCGAUGAGAUCGCAACCAUCAUGGUGGACAUGGGCUUCCGCACUCGGUCAGUAAGGCAGACACAAACCAACACGUCUGACUGACCGUCCCUCUGCCUCUUCUCGCUCCCAUGCAGGUCGAAUCAGCCAGGCGUGCUGUUUGGUCUGGCCUUUGCCCUGUUCGACACCUCCCUGCAGACCACCGGGCGGUCCCUCUUUUUAGAAUACGCUCAUCUUGACCCCAUCCAACAAAUCCCGCGGGAUUACGUCUUCCCGCUGCGAGUCACAUCGCUGCUUGGCGGUACAUUCUACCGCCAGGGCGUGGACGUGUCCGUGGUUGACCAGUGGGAGGGCUCUGCGAGGGAGGGGCUGGGCAGGCAGUGGGCGGCGGGGGACGAGCACAGACAUCUGCGGGUGGUUUAGCUAGCUCUCCUUGCCUCUCGUCUGAUGGUCUUUUCCGUCUGUACAGAUAGCUCUGUGACGCUAAGACGUAUAUCCUUGUCUGCUUGCUCUGGCUGGCUGCCUUUGCGCGUGGGUGUGUAUCUCAUCGACACGGCAUGUCCUGCACAUGCGACUCUUGACUUGUCGAGACUCGUUUCAUGACCGUGCAGAUUGAAUGCUUAUUGUGUAUGUAUGUCUGUUG